GUGUGAUUUAGCGGAAGCAGAGGUGCCAACCCCGUCAUUUUGUCGUUACACCGUGCACGAAUUAAUAGGGAGAUUAAUGGAACGGAUUAUAUGAGGUACCUCGUUUUGAUAAGGAACGUAGGCUGUAAUAAAAAAAUAGAAACUUGAACGCGCAAUGACAAACCAAUCGAGGCGGAAACAACAGAUAAAUGCAUCUAUUUUAUUUGGACCGUAUUUUAAGUCAACUAUGCAGUCAUAGCCCGCCUUAUGUCAUGCGUUAUGCGAAUGAGGCGAAUUGUUAUUGCUCGACGUGUUAAACUGGCUGUUUUUAAAGCUUAUAGCCCAGUGAAAGAGGAUAUAGGCUAUAUAUAUAUAUAUAGAUAUAUGUGUGGCCAUUCAGCCAGAAGAACACCAAUGGACGAAUAUGUGACAUGGAAAUAUAAACGUUCUCCUUCAUGUUUCAUAUCAUUUGGACAUCUGGACAAUUGAAAGUAUGGGAAGUAACAAGGCGGAGACAACCUAACAGAAUCUCUGAAGAAAAUACUUCCUUUUAUUUUUGAAUGUUUGUUGAAUAUUCUAUUGAACAUUACACACACCGAAAUGAUCUCGUGGCUGGAACAACUGUGUGUGUUGUGAUGCUUCUUCUCUAUCUUUUAUCUAGUGUCAGUUUAGAUUUUUUGAGUAAGAUUUGUGCGAUUCUAGAAUGGCUCGCUUCGAAGAGGAACUAUCUAACCGGCGUGGAGGGGUCUCAAGAGGGGCAGGUAGGCCGGCAGGCCCCCCAAGCGGCCCCAGGGUGUACAAACAAUCAAUGGCCCAAAGAGCCAGGACAAUGGCCAUUUACAACCCCAUCCCUGUCAAGCAGAGCUGUCUUACUGUCAACCGGUCUCUAUUCAUCUUUAGUGAGGACUGUAUCAUACGGAAAUAUGCCAAAAAGAUUACCGAAUGUCCAUUUGAAUACCUGAUCCUGGCCACCAUUAUAGCAAACUGCAUCGUCCUUGCCUUGGAGCAGCACCUACCAGCCAGUGACAAGACCCCCAUGUCAGAGCGCUUGGACGACACAGAGCCCUAUUUUAUUGCAAUAUUUUGUUUUGAAGCUGGCAUUAAGAUCAUCGCCCUUGGCUUUGCGUUUCACAAAGGCUCCUAUCUUCGGAAUGGCUGGAAUGUAAUGGACUUUGUGGUGGUGCUAACAGGGAUGCUGGCUACAGUGGGAGCAGACUUUGACUUGAGAACUCUGAGGGCAGUACGGGUCCUGAGGCCACUGAAACUGGUGUCUGGAAUCCCUAGUCUUCAGGUGGUUCUAAAGUCCAUCAUGAAAGCCAUGGUGCCUCUGCUGCAGAUUGGCAUGCUGCUCUUCUUUGCUAUCCUCAUGUUUGCCAUCAUCGGCCUGGACUUUUACAUGGGCAAGUUCCACCGGACCUGCUUCAGGACUGAUACAGGUGAGCAGGCAGCAGAGUUCCCCUGUGGUAUGGAGGCUCCAGCGAGGACUUGUGAAAAUGGCACUGUGUGUCAGGAAUACUGGAUCGGCCCCAACUACGGCAUUACCAACUUUGACAACAUCCUUUUUGCUAUUCUGACCGUCUUCCAGUGCAUCACCAUGGAGGGAUGGGUGGACAUCCUCUAUAACGCCAACGAUGCCUCAGGGAACACCUGGAACUGGAUCUACUUCAUCCCCCUCAUCGUCAUCGGAUCCUUCUUCAUGCUCAACCUGGUUCUGGGAGUCCUGUCUGGGGAGUUUGCCAAGGAGCGUGAGCGUGUGGAGAAGAGGCAGGAGUUUCUGAAGCUUCGCAGGCAGCAGCAGAUCGAGAGAGAGCUGACUGGAUACCUGGAAUGGAUAUGCAAGGCAGAGGAAGUGAUGCUGGCAGAGGAGGACAAGCAUGCUGAAGAGAAGUCUCCUCUGGAUGGAGCGUGGUACAAGAGGAAACACAACAACCCAGUGUUGAAAAGAGCCAAGAAGAGCAAGAAUGACCUGAUCAAUGCUGAGGAGGGCGAGGACCACUUCACUGACAUCUCAUCUGUUGCUCCCCCAGGGUCUCCGUUCACCCGGGCCAGCCAAAAGAGCAGCAAGAACGACAGUGCCUCCUACUUCCGGAGGAAAGAGAAGCGGCUCCGCUUCACCAUCAGACGCCUGGUCAAGGCCCAUAGCUUCUACUGGACAGUCCUGUGUCUGGUGGGCCUCAACACACUGUGUGUGGCCAUCGUCCAUUAUGACCAGCCUGAGUGGCUCACCUAUGCACUGUAUUUGGCAGAGUUUGUAUUCCUGGGCUUGUUUCUGACUGAGAUGUCUAUGAAAAUGUAUGGACUAGGACCUAGGAACUACUUCCAUUCCUCUUUCAACUGUUUUGAUUUUGGAGUGAUUAUAGGCAGUAUUUUUGAGGUGAUCUGGGCAGUUGUGAAACCUGGGGCCUCCUACGGCAUCAGCGUCCUGCGAGCUCUCCGUCUGCUCAGGAUUUUCAAAGUCACUAAGUACUGGAACUCUCUGAGGAACCUGGUGGUCUCUCUACUCAACUCCAUGAAGUCCAUUAUCAGCCUGCUCUUCCUCCUCUUCCUCUUCAUCGUGGUGUUUGCCCUACUGGGCAUGCAGCUCUUUGGGGGAAUGUUUAAUUUUGAAGAGGAGACACCAACAACAAACUUUGACACCUUUCCAGCAGCCAUUCUCACAGUUUUCCAGAUUCUGACAGGAGAGGACUGGAAUGCAGUGAUGUAUCAUGGGAUAGAGUCCCAGGGGGGCGUUCGGCGGGGAAUGUUCUCCUCCAUCUACUUCAUCGUUCUCACCCUGUUUGGAAACUACACUCUCCUCAAUGUCUUCUUGGCCAUCGCUGUUGACAACCUUGCAAACGCACAGGAGCUCACUAAGGACGAGGAGGAGCAGGAGGUGGCCAUCACCAAGAAGAUGGCCCUCCAGAAGGUCAAGGAGGUGAAGGAGGUUAGCCCCAUGUCGGCAGCUAACAUCUCCAUCACAGUUUUUGUAAAGCAAAGUCAAGGUGCAAUCUCUCGCAGCUCGUCCGUCUGCAGCGUUAAUUCACUUAAGGAGCAGCAGAAGUCUCUGAAGAUGAUGUCAGUGUGGGAGCAGCGCACCACUCAGCUGAGGAGACACAACCUGCGGGCCAGCAGUGAGGCCCUGUACAGCGAGCUGGACCCUGAGGAGAGGCUGCGCAUGUCCUCCGCCCUGCACAUCCGCCCUGACAUGAAGACCCACCUGGACCGGCCCCUGGUCGUGGAGCCCCACGACGGCCCCGGCCCCAUGGGCCACCUCAAGCCCCGGACCCCUGAGGAGACAGAUAUCCCUGGGGACCAGGCCGGCCCCCAGCCACGCAGGCGCCACCGGGACAGGGAGAGACCCAUCGAUGAGGCCAAUGAGAAUGGAGAUCCAGGCAAAGAGGGUAGGCACCAUGUCCAUCACAGUCGCAGCAAGGACCCCGACGGGACUCGGGGUAAGGAGGGGAAGAGUGAGCGGUCGCACAACCGAGUGGGUGGCAGGAGGCACCACCACCAGACCUCAGUGGACGAGGAAGGAGGAGGGGGAACUGGAACGGGGGAGAGAGAGCACCGCCACCACCAUUCCCACAGACAGGCCAGAGAGGGUAACGGCACUGUCAACAGCGGACGCAAGGACGAGCGCAGGUCACGCCACAAAGAUGGCCGCUCGGGAGAGAGGUGCUCCAGGGGAGAGAACGGGGCCAAUGGGGAGAGGAGGAGACACAAGACCCACAGCUCCAGGGGCCAGUCCACACUGGAGGGAGAGGAGCACAGUGAGAGGGGGAAGGGCCACAAGGACAAAUAUGUGGAGUCCGAGGGCGACUCCCUGGCCACUAGCCCCCAGCAGGACCCUGGAGAUCAGAGGUGGGGCACAGAGAUAGCUGAGGACUCAGACAACCAGAGGAACGUCAGACGGACAGGACAGACAGCCGUCCACAUCCCCCCUGACACCUUCACCUCCCCGCCUGGAGAGACCACCCUUAUCCCCAUGAACAGUAUAGACUGUGAGACCAUGCCUAUGAACGAGGAGAAGAAGACCCUGGAGGAGCUGACUCGGAGCGGACCCAGACCCAUCCUCCCAUACAGCUCCAUGUUUGUGUUUGGCCAGACCAACGUGGUGCGGCGUCUGUGUCAUUACAUUGUGAGUCUGCGGUACUUUGAAAUGUGUAUCCUGGUAGUGAUAUCUAUGAGUAGCAUUGCAUUGGCUGCAGAGGACCCUGUCCAGGCCAACGCUCCACGCAACAAUGUGCUCAAGUAUCUGGACUACGUCUUCACGGGAGUUUUCACAUUUGAGAUGGUGAUUAAGAUGGUUGACCUGGGCCUCCUGCUCCAUCCUGGUUCUUACUUCAGAGAUCUCUGGAACAUUCUGGACUUCAUUGUGGUCAGUGGCGCACUGGUGGCAUUUGCAUUUUCAGGGUCCAAAGGAAAGGACAUCAGCACCAUCAAGUCCCUCAGAGUGCUGCGAGUCUUACGGCCCCUCAAGACCAUCAAACGCCUGCCAAAGCUGAAGGCUGUGUUUGACUGCGUGGUCAACUCCCUGAAGAACGUCUUCAACAUCCUCAUUGUCUACAUGCUCUUCAUGUUCAUCUUUGCUGUCAUCGCUGUGCAGCUGUUCAAGGGAAAGUUCUUCUACUGCACCGAUGAGUCUAAGGGACUGGAGAAGGACUGCAGAGGUAGUUUCCUGGACUACGAUAAGGAUGAGGUGGCUGCCCAGCCCCGGGUGUGGAAGAAGUAUGAGUUCCACUAUGACAACGUGCUGUGGGCCUUCCUCACUCUCUUCACUGUGUCCACCGGAGAGGGCUGGCCCGAUGUUCUGAAGCACUCUGUGGAUGCUACCUUUGAGGACCAGGGUCCCAGUCCAGGCUACCGUAUAGAGAUCUCCAUCUUCUACGUGGUCUACUUCGUGGUCUUCCCCUUCUUCUUCGUCAACAUCUUCGUGGCUUUGAUCAUCAUCACCUUCCAGGAGCAGGGAGACAAGGCCAUGUCAGAGUGCAGCCUGGAGAAAAAUGAGAGGGCCUGCAUUGACUUUGCCAUCAACGCCAAGCCACUGACCCGCUACAUGCCAGAGAAUGUGCAGUCCUUCCAGUACCGGAUGUGGAAGUUUGUGGUGUCACCCCCAUUUGAGUACGCCAUUAUGAUCAUGAUCGCCCUGAACACCGUGGUGCUCAUGAUGAAGUUCCAUGGAGCUCCAGACUUCUACGAGGCCAUGUUGAAGCACUUCAACAUCGUCUUCACUGCCCUCUUCUCUCUGGAGUGCAUUCUGAAGAUCAUCGCCUUCGGUCCGCUGAACUACCUGAAGGAUGCCUGGAACGUGUUUGACUUUGUGACGGUGCUGGGAAGUAUAACUGACAUCGUGGUCACAGAAAUCAAUACAACGGACCGGCUUUUGAACCUGAGUUUUCUGAGGCUGUUCAGAGCAGCUCGUCUCAUCAAGCUACUGAGGCAGGGCUACACCAUCCGUAUCCUGCUGUGGACCUUCGUCCAGUCCUUUAAGGCCCUGCCCUAUGUUUGCCUUCUGAUAGCAAUGCUGUUCUUCAUCUAUGCAAUCAUCGGUAUGCAGGUGUUUGGAAACAUUGAGCUCAACGAGGACACAGCCAUCACUCACCACAACAACUUCCGCACUUUUCUCCAGGCUCUCAUGCUACUGUUCAGGAGUGCCACGGGGGAGGCGUGGCAUGAGAUCAUGCUGUCGUGUUUGAGUCACAGAGCCUGUGAUGAGAGGUCAGGCAACCUGGAGAAGGAGUGUGGCAGCGACUUCGCCUAUUUCUACUUUGUCUCCUUCAUCUUCCUCUGCUCCUUCCUGAUGCUUAAUCUGUUUGUGGCUGUGAUCAUGGAUAACUUUGAAUACCUGACUCGAGACUCGUCUAUACUGGGGCCUCAUCAUCUGGAUGAGUUCAUCCGUGUUUGGGCUGAGUACGACCCUGCUGCCUGUGGCCGUAUCAAGUACCUCGAUAUGUAUCAGAUACUCCUCCACAUGUCCCCACCCUUAGGUUUGGGAAAGAAAUGUCCGCCAAGAGUCGCCUACAAGCGGCUAGUCAAGAUGAACAUGCCCAUCGCUGAUGACAACACAGUUCACUUCACCUCUACUCUCAUGGCCCUGAUCCGGACGGCCCUGGAGAUCAAACUGGCCUCAGGGAUGGUUGCCCAGCGUCUCUCUGAUGCUGAACUGAAGAAAGAGCUCACCCAGGUUUGGCCAAGUCUCUCACAGAAGACUAUGGAUCUGUUGGUGACACCACACAAACCCAAUGAGCUUACUGUUGGGAAGGUGUAUGCAGCCCUGAUGAUCUUUGACUACUACAAGCAGAACCGAGCCAAGAGGCUCAAGGAACAGCAACAACAGCAGCAGCAACAGAAUGCUACUGGCUCCCAGGGGAAGGUGGGGGCUCUGUUUAAACCGAUACUGCCCCUGACUCACAAGCAGGAGAAUGUGAAGGAGAAGGCCAUGACCAACGUGGAGCCUCCCUGUGAGCUACUGCCUCAGCCCCAGUCUCAGGCCCUACCUACACCUAGACCCAGGUCCACCCUGCUCAAUAAUGGAGGCACACUGCCAGGCCAUGAUGGCACCAUGAAAGGAUCGUCCUCCUGGGUGUCAGAGAAGUCUAGAGAGGUCCACAGACCCAGGAGUAAGAGAACUGUCCAAAGGGGCCAGUCUGAGGAUGUCCCAAACAUAACCAUUCCCCAGGAGUCAGUGGAGAUGAGGAAGAUGGACACCAGUGGCAGCACAGUACCUGGUCCUGGGUCUGGACUGGAGAGCCAGGGGAGAGCUGUGUCCAUGCCCCGCCUCAACGCAGAGCUGAAGAGGAGCAAGUCGCGUCACUCCCCGGGGACCCUGCUGGCUCCUGUUCCUGCCUGCAGCCCAAUGAAGCGCUCUGCGUCCACCCACGCCCCCCAGCGCCCCCAGGAGGUGAAUCUGCGUGACUUCACCCUGGAGAGGCCCAGCACCCAAGAAAGGCCUCAACACCACCACCACCACCGCUGCCACCACCACCGCCGAGAGAGGGACAAGAAGCAGCGGUCACUGGACAGGACGCCAAGCACCGCUGGUACACAAGAAGAACCGGCUGCAGAGCCCUCGUCUAGAGACAGGGUGCAGGACCGCGGCCGCUCCCAUGAGAGGAAGCACCACUCGACGGUGGGGGAGAAGCAGCGCUACUACUCCUGCGAUCGCUACAGCAGCAGGGAACACUGCAACACCACCAAGUCUGCCACCACCAGCUGUGCCACUUCCCCCAGCGAGGUGCAGGAACCCAGCAUCAACAAGCAGGGUAGUGGUUUGGUUAAAGGCAGCCCAGUGAUGUUGACCUCAGGGGCUAGCACACCCAGCCAUGGACGCAGGCAGCUCCCACAGACCCCCCUGACCCCUCGCCCCAGGGUGGCCUUCAAAACGGCAAACUCCUCCCCUGUGCACUUUGUGUCUGCCAAGUGUGGCAGCGGCCUUCCCACCCUGAGUCCUAGCCGGCUGAGCCGUGGGCUGUCCGAGCACAACGCCCUGCUGCACAGUGGCACCUCCCACAUCCCCUCCCCCAUCACCCACAUCAGCUCUGAGCCCUUCUUGGGCUACAGUCACAGUGACCCCCAGGGCCAGGGCAGCCCGUACUGCAGCCUCUGGGACGAGCUGCUGAGCCCUUAUGCUGCCAGAGCACGCUCCCCUUGGACUGCACGGCCUCAGAUGCGGCCGGGGGCCAUCCACCUGCCUCCGCCACCCCAGCAGAGACGUGCGGUGCCCAACGGAUACCACUUCACCUUUGGUGGUAAUGCCAACGCCAGCCUGGGCUCUGGCUCUGGUGCCAGGGCACCCAGGUACUAUCACAAGGCAGAGGAGGAUGAAUGGUGCUAGCACGGCUUUGAACAGAUGUUUUUAAUGCAUUUUUGAGGAAUCGUGAUGAGUUUUAUCAUCUUUUUUGAAGGUUUUAGUUUACACUGUUGUUGUACGAUAAGCUAAUUAUGGGAAAUAAAUCAAGGAAGGUUGGAAUUCAUUUGAAUGUGAACAAAGCAGCAGCAUUUUUAGGACCUGGAUGAACAUGAAAGUGGAUGUGUAUUCGGUGAAUUGUUGGUAAUUUAGUUGGCUCCGACCAACUGUAAGGCGUCUUUGUCUUAUUCACUGAAGACAAUGGCAUUUUUCAUUGAUGGCACUUUUGCUUUGCUUCUUUAUCAACUUAAUUAUUUUGAAAUAAAACGUAUCCGAGUUUUUUCAGUCUUGAUAGUGACCGAAAUAGUGGCAUAAGAAACCCUCCUACAGGUACACACAGUAGAGAUGGGUGAGCAGCAGCCCUCUUUGCUGUCUCUGCGAUGAGCAGAGUGAGAGGCUCAAUGGAAAGUCCCAUGACAAUACCUAGACACUGUUAAGUACGUGCAACAACAUAUGAUUAGGAAAUACUUAUUCAAACCUCGCUAAGAAACACACUUGAAAGUAUCCUAAACGGCUAUUGCUUUGCUUUGGGACUCUUACCAUUCGAUGAUAUAAAGGAAUUUACAGUUGCCCAAUCCAUUAUAUGACAUUCCCUUUCUGUCAGAAGAUACAGCCUGAUAGAGCAGAGGGAUCGAUGUUGUCAUUACAGACAAUGAUUGUUGAUUUGCUGCUGUUUACCAUCAAACUUCACUACACUACUAGAGAGAAAUUAGGAAUGGAAAUUAAAUGUAAUUUGUUUUAUAUAAAACUAUUGUAGAUGUUAUCUUUUCAUUGUCUGCAUUUUUUGUAUGAUGUAAAAGCAACUUUGUUUAUGUAAAUUGCUUAAGAUUUGUCAUCGUUUCAGGUCUAAUGUUUCUUACAUACUGUCUGCUUCCGAUGUUUAAUACAAAGUGCCUAUCCUUUUUAGAUAUAUGGUAGUAAAGAUACAAAGUCAACCGUUUUUUGGAAUGCAUCAACACUCAAGUAGUGGUUUGGUCAAUUGGGUAGUUCUGCAGGAGAACAAGAUGUACAGCAAGCCUUAUCUGAGAAACGAGCACUUUUAUUUCAGAAAAAAAAAACUAUUAUUAUUAUUACCUUAUAAUUGCUGAUAUUUUUCUUGUAUGAUUUUCUUUUUGGUAAAUAUAUAUAUAUGGUAAUAUAUUUCAUCAAUUUGAGGGGGGACAACGAAAGCUAGUGCAAAAGCAUAUAUCAUGAACACUUAUCAAACGUAGCAUAUCAAUCCAGUUAGGAAGACAUAAUCAGAGGAACACAACUGCAUGUUUAAAUCAUAAACCUGGUUGACACCAGUUAUAAAGAUGUAGUAGUGUAUAUUUAUUUUCCUGGUGAGGAUACUCAACUGCGAUAGCAUUGCAAGCUAUUGUAUUGCCUUCUGUUUCAAUGUUAUAACUGCAGACUUAGUAAAGAACACAAAGAAUCUGAUGAUAAACAAACAGUGUGCACUUUUUGCGCUUGAGAAGCAAAGAUGAAUACAGAUCCCUGAUGAGAGAGUGUGCUAAGUGGUGCUGAGUGCCCUAGCACCAGCACACCAGACCCCUCUGUGUCUCUCAAUUGGCUCAGACCCCUCUGUGUUAAGGUUUAAGUCUCCCCAUUGGCUCGGACCCAUGUGACCAAGAUCUGCCCUCCGAUCUCUGCUUCCAUUUUGAAGGAGAGAAUUUCACAGCUGUCAGAUCAUAAUAUAAAUCUGGUUCUUUCUAUCUACCCAGCCAUGGUAACCGCUGAUGUUGAUGGUUCACAUCUGCCUCUAAAAAGCUUCAGAUAUUCUAUAUGGAUAGUAAUACAAUAUGAUGCCCUGGGAUGGAUGAUCUAAUUCUUGGAUAGCUAAGAGCUUCUGCUCUUUUCUAUUCUACAGUACAUUGGGUGUGUAAUGUAUCAAGGUGUGCUGUAUAAAGGAUGCUCUACUCCAGUGAAGGUUUUGCUCAAUUAUUGAUAGUAGCGGAGACACAUUAGGUGGGACCAGGUGUUGCCAUGACCACACACUCGUCAGGGUUCUGUACUGCAUAUUUCCCAGAAGCAGGGUUUUGACGACAGGGAAAGUAGGGCUAUGCAACAAGACACUAAGGUCAUAUACAUCCAUUCUGUAGCUUUACAUGCUGAGAUCUCCAGAUUCAGGCUUCAGCAUGAUUGUGACCAAAUCUUUUAUAUAAAAUGUUUUUACAAAAUUAUAAAAAUGUAUUUAAAAAUGAAUAAUGGCACAACAAGUAAAGCGGAAAUUAAUAAAAUAUUUGGAAAUACAGCAACUUUAUAUAUUUGCAUGCAUACAAUUUGCCCACUUUGACGAUGUCAAUAGGUAACCUGUGUCUUAAAAAGGAAGUAAACAAUGUUAUGGUUAUUUCUAUCUGUUCCAUGUUAGGUGAUCGCGUCAGAGGAGGGUGUUCAUAAACAUUUAAUAAACUGUAAUGGUUUUGUUUUUGUAUGAGAAGGGAGCAAAUUCUCCACAUUCUUGUACAGAUACAUGAAUUGACUUCCCCUUGACAUGUUUCCAUAGUGGGUCAAAAACAUACAUAUACUAUCAGUCUCUUCCUUCAUCUCUGUGGCCUCUGUAUUAUUUAUUUAAAAAGAAACAUAUCCACACCCUAGUCUCUAACAGUUGGUUGCCAAACACUGAACUGUUCCUAUUUCUCGUUCUGCAUACCAACUGCAGUGUACAUGUGGCUUCUGGAGAAAAUAAUGUUUGCAUGUUCUGACAAUGUAUGUGCAUGUAAAUCUUAGUACUUUUUUCAUACCAUCUGUUCAUUUCUUGUUAAUGUUUCUUGAUCUUUGAUAUCAACUGUGGGGUUUGUUGAAAAAAAACUUUAUAUAAAAACAGUAUUGAACAAUGUUGAUAGUUCCAGCCAUGCAACAGAGCUGGAACAUUAUUUGGGACUUGAAAGUGAGUUGUUUGUUGCCUGAUUAUGUUUAUUGGCCAGACUUUGAAUUCUGCAGUUGUUUCUACGUUUACAUUUUGUAUGCAACCAAGUCCCUUGAAUUAAAAAAAUUAUA
This is a messenger RNA of Coregonus clupeaformis (lake whitefish), 10843 nucleotides long. RefSeq names its product voltage-dependent N-type calcium channel subunit alpha-1B-like. Gene Ontology annotation, molecular function: high voltage-gated calcium channel activity. Gene Ontology annotation, biological process: calcium ion import across plasma membrane; chemical synaptic transmission. The record is from RefSeq and is a predicted model, not a curated record. Lineage: Eukaryota; Metazoa; Chordata; Actinopteri; Salmoniformes; Salmonidae. Gene Ontology annotation, cellular component: neuronal cell body; membrane; voltage-gated calcium channel complex. Bases 683 to 7792 code for a protein of 2369 amino acids. The transcript is spliced from 49 exons.